AUGUGCGCGCGCGUUCGUGCCAGGUGGUGGAAAGUCCCAGUGUCCACGAAAUAACAGCAUUGUGUGGACCUACUGCCUUGCUAAUAAACGAGAGACAAUAUGACAACCCACAAUAAACCUUUAAACUGUGAGAGUUGUAGGCAAUAUCCCUACAUCUGCAGAAUAUCCGUAGGAGAAGAGGGUAGUGUCAACUUUGUCUAUCAAUUUGUGAAGAAAAUAUUUGUUCCCACGAGAAGAAACCGUCAGAAUUAUUACACAUUCUAUAUUGCCCCUAGAAUAAUUGGACCACCUCACGUUUUAAAUUAUAUCGAACAAUUUCAUUUACCAUGUUUUUUUGGAGAUGAAGACUAUUUCAGAUUGAGAAAGGAUGAUUUUGAUCGUUUCGAUAUUUCAAUAUCUCCGUGGCAAAACGAAGGUUUCAUGAGAUCAUUUAUUGAUGGUACUCCAUGGUAUACAGCGGACCAUAUGACGAACGAAAAUAAUUUUAUUGAUAUCGAGUUUCAUGAAGCUGUAUAUCCAAUCAGAGUCUCUAUUUACGAAAUAGAUAAUCCUGGAAGCGUAAUUCAAAUUUUGGCUCAAGAUUCCAAUAAUCACUGGAUUCAGUUGUGGGAUGAAUCGUCUCAGAUUGUACCCCAGAAAUUAAGAUUAUUUUCUCCACCGUUAUCGCAUCCGUGCGACUUCAAAACCAAAAUGCUCAGACUAGUGUUUAAGGACAACUCACGUAAAUCUUAUACAGAACUGGAAGCUGUGAUGCUUAUCGGUACAUCAGAUUUGAUCCUUCCUAGAAAUCCUAACGAGAGUUUAAGUAAUCUGUUAAAAAGAAUUAACAGCAUGUACUCUCCGCACCACGACGAUGUUCAUAAUUUAACAGCAGAUUCAAAAAGUGCACACUUGGAUAUAGUUCAUCUGCAACGAAAUUUUCCUGAAUAUUGUGUUAUUUAUAAAAGCGAAAUAAGAAGGAUUAAUUAUAAGAGUAAUUUGAAAUACGAAAAGGCAUCUCAAGAGGUAAUCCCUGGAUAUGUGCAACCUCUUGGACAGAGAUACUCGCGUCGUAUUCUAAAAAGUCAUUCCAAUUGUGUAAACAAUAUGAAACUUUCUUCGGAUGAAUCCAAGGAGCUAUCACGUUGCAGUUUAUCUGCGCUUCCUAAUGAAAUACUACUAAAAAUAUUUAAAUACUUAGAUUUGGUAACAUUAUGCCGCAUGAAUGAAGUAAACAAUGAGCGCUUUGAUAUUUUAUCACGGGAUUCUCUACUCUAUACACGUUUGAACAUGCGAUGCAUUAAAUCUGAAAAAUAUAUGUGCGAUAUAUUUUGUUAUUUUACACCUAGAUGUAAAUAUUUGCAACAAUUAGAUCUUACAGAAAGCAACUUUGAUGUUAAUGAUUUCGUAAACUUUCUUGAUAAUUGCGGCAGGCGUUUAACGCAUUUAAGAUUAAGAGACUGCUACAUGGACUUAAAUCCUGUCCUGCUCAAAAUUUCAGAGACAUGCAAAAAUUUGAAAGAAUUGGAUCUAAGUUUUUGUCGGAUAGACGACGAAGAAUUUUUGUAUCUCGAGGGACUAAAUAAUUUAGAACAUAUAAACUUUUCUGGUACACGUAUAACAACUGAAUGUCUUUGCAAAAUACUGCAUAAUAAUCAACGGUUGCGUGAGUUACAAUUGACAGGCAUUAUACAUGAUGUAGUUCUAAUAGAGUUGGCAAAUUCGUGUCGUGACUUGGAAGUAAUAGAUUCACUGCACGCACGUAGUUUUACAUCUCAGGGUAUUAAUGCUCUCGCUAACUGUAAGAAUUUACAAAAAGUGAAUUUUAAUCUAGACGGAUACCCAGUUACUGAUGACAGCUUAUUUAGAUUACUUUCUUCUUAUCAAAACUUGCAAGAAAUUUAUCUGGACCUUGUUGUCCUCACUGAUCACCGGUUGGAAUUAUUAGCGCAGUGCAGGCACUUGAAAAAGUUAUAUCUUGACUUUGUGAAACUUGAUAUACUUGAUAAUUGGUCCGUUAUUUUGAAACAAUGUCCUAAACUGCAGGAGUUUUAUCUCAGUAACUGUAAUAUAAGUAAUCAAUUAGUUAAUCAAUGGAAGGAAAGAUAUCCGCAUGUGUCCGUCUAUACAUACAGAUAAAAUGAAGUUUAUCUUUACUAUUUUGAAGUAUAAAAAUUAAUAAUUUUUUUUAAAUUAUCCGAUGCACAAGAUUGUAAAAGAAGUUAAUGCCUAAUAAAAACCAGAUAGUCGUAUUUA
Molecule: messenger RNA, 2235 nt
Organism: Temnothorax curvispinosus
Lineage: Eukaryota; Metazoa; Arthropoda; Insecta; Hymenoptera; Formicidae
Product: F-box/LRR-repeat protein 4-like
Exons: 8
Coding region: 100-2118 (672 amino acids)
Biological process (GO): SCF-dependent proteasomal ubiquitin-dependent protein catabolic process
Cellular component (GO): SCF ubiquitin ligase complex
Molecular function (GO): protein binding
Source: RefSeq, a predicted model, not a curated record